GAAAACCCAGCAAGACCUUCCACGUGAGCCGGCCUGAAGCGGGCUCUGGCCGGCCGCCCCCACCCUCCACCGCGUCCUCCCCAAACCAACAAACAAUAGCGCACGCAGCCCGCGUCUUGGAAGCUCAGCUUGCUGCCGAGAACAAGGGGCUGGAGUUGUUCCUCGCCAGGGAAAUGUGGCCUCUGAACAGCCCUUCAGAGCCGAUCUGAAGUCUGGCCAAGGUGGUAACAGUCGGACGGAUUAGCAGUCUCGGGACCAAGUGGUCUGAAGGUCCCCGCCCUUUGUGGUGGAGGGUGCAGGGGCCUCGGCGCGGCGCUCGCCCGAGUCCAAGUUCCCCAUUGGCUUCCCCGUGACUCCCCACUCCGAGCUCGGCGCGGGAUGGUGAGCGCCCUCCAAAGACCCCCUGCUAACGCGGAGGAAUGCUGGGAAAAAACUUGCCCUCGAGAGUUGCCAGCGCUCCAAACCUGGCUGUGGCCACAACCGAGGAGCCGGAUGUGCACGGCGGGUGUGAGGCGCAGGCAGCUGGCGGUAGCCUCGGGGAUGAAGGUCUGCCCCUGGGGCCGGCGGACGCAGGGCCACACGUGGGGUUGAGCCGCGAGGCCCUGUGGCCACGGGCUCCCGGCCCUGAGAACAUGACCACGGCCCAGAAUGGCCACGGCCUAGUGGCUGCAAUCCCCUGUCCGGUCUCCGACGCGAAAGACCCCAAAAUGGUGACCUACGCGGCGUGCCAGAACGGAGGGUGCGGCGGCGACGCGGACGCCCAGGACGCCCGGCUCGGCCCCGCCAGGCUCGUGCGCCUCUUCUCCGUGAGCAGGAAGAGGACGGGCGCCAACCCCGAGAGGCCCCGCUCCGUGGUCCUGAUGGGGCACUCCUCCACCUGGAACGCCCUGCUGCACGACGACUACUCGCGCCGCGUGUCCAGCAGCACCGAGCUGGAGCGCAGGAGGUGCGCCGCGGCCCCGGGCUUCAGCCCAGAGCGUCCUCGGCUACCCCACUUGGACGCGGAGACAGCCGUGUGUCCUCUCGAAGCCCAGAACGUCGAUCCUUGCGAGGCUGGCAGCUCGUCCCCGAGUCCGUUUGCCCAGGAAGGGUCGAGCAAAGACUCCCACGAAGCCAAAGCCGGCAGCCAGUUUACAUUCGAACCCGAGCAGCCGCUCACCCCCCUAAGGCCCACCACACCCAAGCCCCCUAGUCCUCAGAGCCCGGGCGCUGGAAAUGCCAAGUGUCCCAGCAAUCUCAGCGCGCUGUCCCUGAGUUCAGUGGACAGCGACGAAAGGGCGGAAGGUCCUGUGUCCUUCCAGGAUUCGGUGCAAGCCACAUGUGACAGAAGCAGUAAGGACAGCAUUGUCGGCAGCCACCCUCAGCUGAGUCCCAGUGGGGCCUCGGGUCCAGAAGAAAAGGAGGAGGUUGCUACUGAGGAGCCUUGGAGGCGGGACCCACCCCAGGAGGAGGACAGGACCGGGCUGCAGAGGGUCUGCAAGAGGAGGUGGGGCUCCGGGAGAAGACCCAGGCCGCGACCCCUCUCGGACUAUGGCCAGUUGGCCGGCCGGAGCUUGUCUAUUCCUGAGGACUCUAUUGCUGUGGACCCGCAGACGGAGGACACUGUGGACAGUGGCCAGCAGCCGAGCACGCCGUCCAAGGACCCUGCGCACCAGAACGCUGCCCCGGGCUGCCCCAAAGGCCGGAGAAAGCGCCCCGUCUCUGUGAUAGGCGGGGUCAGCUUCUAUGGGAACAGCCAGACAGAAGAAAUAGAGACCCUGCUGACCCAAGCAGCAGCCAGGCCGCCCGUGCCAGCUCACCAGGUGCCGCCCUACAAAGCGGUCUCGGCCCGAUUCCGGCCGUUCACGUUCUCCCAGAGCACCCCCAUCGGGCUGGACCGCGUGGGACGUCGGCGGCAGAUGAGAGCGUCCAACAUUUCUUCAGAUGGUGGUACGGAGUCGUCUGCCUUAGUGGACGACAACGGCAGUGAGGAGGACUACAGCUAUGAAGACCUCUGUCAGGGCAACCCCAGAUACCUGCAGCCGGGCGGGGAGCAGCUGGCCAUCAACGAGCUGAUCGGCGAUGGCAGUGUGGUCUGUGCGGAAGCCCUGUGGGACCAUGUGACCAUGGAUGACCAGGAGCUGGGCUUCAAGGCGGGAGAUGUCAUCCAGGUUCUGGAAGCCUCUAACAAGGACUGGUGGUGGGGCCGGAAUGAGGACAAGGAGGCCUGGUUCCCCGCAAGCUUUGUCAGACUGCGAGUCAAUCAGGAAGAGCUGUCGGAGAAGUCCGGCGGCACCCCGGGCGGGGAGCAGGCGGAGGGCACCGGCACGGACCGCCACAGGCACUGCGAGAGCAAGCAGCAGAUGAGGGCCAACGUCAUCCAGGAGAUCAUGAACACCGAGCGCGUGUACAUCAAGCACCUCAAGGACAUUUGCGAGGGCUACAUUCGGCAGUGUCGCAAGCACACAGGAAUGUUCACCGUUGCACAGCUAGCCACCAUUUUUGGAAACAUCGAAGAUAUUUACAAGUUCCAAAGAAAGUUCCUGAAGGACCUCGAGAAACAGUACAAUAAAGAGGAACCUCAUUUAAGUGAAAUAGGAUCCUGCUUUCUUCAACACCAAGAGGGCUUCGGCAUCUACUCGGAGUACUGCAACAACCACCCCGGCGCCUGCGCGGAGCUGUCCGGCCUCAUGAAGCAGAGCCGCUACCGGCACUUCUUCGAGGCCUGCCGCCUGCUGCAGCAGAUGAUCGACAUCGCCCUGGACGGCUUCCUCCUCACGCCCGUGCAGAAGAUCUGCAAGUACCCUCUGCAGCUGGCCGAGCUGCUCAAGUACACCACGCAGGAGCACAGCGAUCACAGCAACAUAAAGGCAGCGUACGAGGCCAUGAAGAACGUAGCCUGUCUGAUCAAUGAGCGCAAACGCAAGCUGGAAAGCAUAGACAAGAUAGCACGGUGGCAGGUGUCCAUCGUAGGCUGGGAGGGACAGGACAUCUUAGACCGAAGCUCAGAACUGAUCCAUUCUGGGGAACUGACCAGAAUCAGCAAGCAAGGCAGGAGCCAGCAGCGGACCUUCUUCCUGUUUGACCACCAGCUCGUGUCCUGCAAGAAGGACCUGCUGCGCAGGGACAUGCUCUAUUACCGCGGCCGCGUGGACAUGGACGACAUGGAGCUCGUGGACCUGGAGGACGGGCGGGACAAGGACUGGAACCUCAGCCUGAAAAAUGCCUUCAAGCUCGUCAGCAGAACCACGGACGAGGCUCACGUGUUCUGCGCCAGAAAACAGGAGGACAAGGCGAGGUGGCUGCAGGCCUGCGCGGACGAAAGGAGGAGGGUGCGGGAGGACCGGGAGAUGGGAAUGGAAAUUUCAGAAAAUCAGAAGAAACUUGCCAUGUUAAAUGCUCAAAAGGCAGGACACGGAAAGUCAAAAGGCUACGGCGGGUGCCCCGUGGCCCCACCGCACCAGACCCUGCACCCCCUGCACCAGCGCCACGUCACCGUGCCCACCAGCGUCCCGCAGCAGCAGGUGUUCGCCCUGGCGGAGCCCAAGAGGAAGCCCUCGCUGUUCUGGCACACCUUCAACAAACUCACCCCGUUCAAGAAGUGAGAGCGGGGGCCGCCCUUCCGCCGAGGCGGCCGUGACGAGGACCUUUUUGUUUCUUCUGUGCCCGGUCCAAGGACGGUGUGGGGACCAUGUGCCGAAGGCCUCUCUCGAGGACCAGUGAAGAAAGAAGGACUCGGGCUCGCCUUCAGUCUUCAGAGAUGCAGCCGCCCCCUUGGAAGUGGGGAGCCGGUGACGACUCGGCUUUAAUGGACAUGAGAGCCCUCUGUGGCCUGUGCGAAGUGGCCGAGACCUAGGGUCCAGUGACGUGCUCUAAAGUGAAUGCUGGGCAUCGCUGAUGACGAGCGCUCCGGCCACUGAAG
Molecule: messenger RNA, 3901 nt
Organism: Pteropus alecto (black flying fox)
Lineage: Eukaryota; Metazoa; Chordata; Mammalia; Chiroptera; Pteropodidae
Gene: SPATA13
Product: spermatogenesis associated 13
Exons: 15
Coding region: 420-3584 (1054 amino acids)
Biological process (GO): intracellular signal transduction
Molecular function (GO): protein binding; guanyl-nucleotide exchange factor activity
Source: RefSeq, a predicted model, not a curated record